CACUAGCUGUAUUUUUACUACAAACAGCGAAAUGUUCUUAAAAAUGAACUGGCGUGCAUUCAGGGUGUCAUUGAGGAAUGGCCUGGAGUUCCUCUGGUACUCUUACUCAACUCCUUCUCCACAGAGCGCCAAACAAGUCUUCACCCUCCUGCUCUUCUGUUUGAUUAUCUCCACAAGCACAGGUGCUCUACUCUUCCACUGGUUAAGUGGGCUCUUAAGGUACCACCCCCAGGCUGCGGGCAUCGCCACAGGCAUCUACACAAUAGCCAUCUUGCUCUUCUCAUUUCUCGUACAUCCUUUUCGUUGUGCAUUCACACUGAUGUUUCCAACGCUGGGAACCCAACAGGGACGCAAACUUGUUCUCUCACUGUGUGUGAUGAUUGUGCUGAUUUAUGUUCUGCCGAACAUUGGCACUAACAUAGUUGAACUUGCACACCUGAUGGAGUGCACAUCAGAGAACUUUGCUCACAGUGUUCUCAAUUUAUCAGAAUUCUGUAACAUUAUAAAUAAAGAUCUCAUUUCUAUAGUUAAAAGUUUUCCACAUGUUGUGGAGCAGCUAACUAGGUUUAACCACCAAACAGACAUUGACAUGACUGGUCUAAAAGAAAAUCUGAAAAAGUUAAGCAAACAUGUCGGGCAGGAUUUUUCCAAAGCCAUACAUCAACUAGACGAACUGAAGCUCCUUUUAAGCAGAAUAUUGGCUGCUGGAUUGGUGAUUUACCUGUUUAUGGAUUCAUCCAUUUACCUGAAGUCAUACUUGACAUCUGUGAGAUUUGAUAAUGUCUACAUUACUGGGCUGCUCAAGAAAAACGCAGAGAGUAAAGGAAUCAAAGUGAACGCAAAGGAUGUAAAAAAUGGAGUGAACGUCACCAGUAUCAGACUGUCAAAAAAAGAACUCCUUAAGUGUUUACUUCCCAUUCUCAUGAUCACUUUGUAUCUGUUGAUGACGAUCAUGCUCCUAGUCCUUGACUAUAUAGUGCAUUAUGCUGUGGUAACAGGCGGGCCUUGGCUUUUGGACAUUCCACCUACUGACAUUUCCAUGAACAUUCAUUUUAAGGUUGAUUAUAUGUUUCACAUCUGUCAGGCAUUUGACUGUAAAAGCAUUAACAUAUUGAACUUCGUCAGAAGGUAUAAUGCCACCAUUAGCUCUGAUGUGACUCAGUGCAAGACCAGGCCAAGCAAGCUGAAUGCGGGAGUGAUACUUUUACUGUUCCUGCUCUACUUCCUCAGCUACGGUCUCACGUUCUUGGAGGUCUACGCUCGACGCCUUCGCAGAAAAGUGGCCUCUUCUUUCUUCCAGGUGCAGGAAGAGAAAAGAAUUACAUUUCUUAUUGAUCAAAUUAUCACCAAGAAGAGGAAAAUGCUGGCCAAACAAGCAGAAACUGAAAGUACCGAGAGCAGGAUGCAGGGAAAUGAUGAGUAUAUUAAAGUUUUUACCACUUGCUAGAUUAUAUGCUUGUUUGCCUGCAAGAAAAGAUAAUGUAGUCAAACACACUGAGGAAAGCCAGAAGGCAGAUAUCUGACUACUGAUUGAAAAUGACAAGUUGACCUCAUUUUAUUUAAACAUUUA
This is a messenger RNA of Tachysurus vachellii, 1570 nucleotides long. Its product is annotated as osteoclast stimulatory transmembrane protein-like. The record is from RefSeq and is a predicted model, not a curated record. The coding region runs from base 32 to 1447 and encodes 471 amino acids. NCBI's taxonomy places the organism in Eukaryota, Metazoa, Chordata, Actinopteri, Siluriformes, Bagridae. The transcript is spliced from 3 exons. Gene Ontology annotation, cellular component: membrane.